CAAUACAUUUUUAUAUGAUAACACUUUUUCGAACAAACAGAUAUGAAUAGCUAUGUAAAUAAAAGUAAGACAUUGUGCAUAAAAUCACUGUCUGAUGUGGCUACACGAUAGAUAAAAGAGACCGGAAACUCAAUAAUAGUCAAUCGCAUUCAUCGAGUUUCUUAAAUAAAAAUAUUUUUUUUGUUGUUUGAUAGAUCGGUCGGUGGGUUAUGCUAAAAUAAUUAGACAGCUCGAUCGCGGUUUUUAACGAAUUUGAGGAUUGUCUUCAGGUUCCCCCAAGGCUCGAUUUUCGCCUGGCGCUCUCUCGUGUCCGGUCGCGGGCUCCUUUCCCGAACAACGGCAAGUAAUCGAGCCUAGGUUCCUCCCAACCGAUAUCCCAGCCGAUAGUAAACUCAAGUCUAUCUUGCAACAGCCUGUAGUGCAGGCGUUUUCUGUGUGUUCACGAAUUAGCGGUAUCAGCUCGCGAUCAAGUAGAUUCGCCACCAUGUUGGCUUAGAACCCCCUCCCCGUUACUCCUCUUUUAGCCUAACUCCCACUCCCUAGAACGCCUUUCCGUCUCUCCCCUAUCUCUCUCCAAUCUCUCCUCUUCAAUCCAAGAUGGCGCUCGCUUGAUCAGAAUGCGCUCGCUCGCCAAAAUACGCCUGCGUUGCAGGCUAUCAGGCUAUCUUGCAACCAGAGCCAUCUCCCGUGGUGUGCAAUCGAUGGCAAUCGAUGAUCGGAAAAACGCUCAAUCAGUCAAUCGAUAAAAUUUAAUCAACUGGUAUCGGUCAUUCGAUGAUCACUCGAUAGUCACUCGACUGGCAACAAAGGUCGCACGUAGUCAACAUUUACUUGAAAACGGAAAAGAUGGUAAUCCCACGCAUAGAGAUUUCAACUUCUUCGGUCGGCAUUACAAUAGUUACAGCAAGUUACUCCCAUGUACAGUGGUGCGAGGGGUGCAACGUGUUAUAUGCUUGGUGUUGAGAAGGUUUACGGUCGUUUCGAUACAAAGUCGUUUCGAUACAAGUCGUUUCGAUACAAACGUCGAUUCGAUGAGGAACACGGAAACGCGUUGAGAGUAACUCCCGAUGGUGGGCAGCUCGGCCACCUUCAACCCGAACUUGUGGAUCCUCUCUAGCCAAUACAUACAAAUUUCUCUGUUAAAUGUCUCAAGAAUUCAUAUAAAAUCUGUUAACGAUCUACAUGUCCAAAGAUAUGAUAGUAAGCGCUUAUCCCCAACAGCCUGUCGGUUGUAAAGGGUGACGAAAUUUGCAUCCAAAUGAUACCAAUCGAUACCAGUUAGGCCAUCGAUUGUCAUUGGAAAUCGGUGACAAUAGAUAAAACGUCACACAAAUCCUUUUCAUCCAUUGGUCAUCGAUUAUCAGUAUCAAUCUAUCAAUCGAUAUCGAUUGCCAUCGAUUAUCGAUUUCAUCGAUUUGACACCCCAGGAGAAAGCCGGGGGAUCUGCCGAAUCGUGUCAGCUCUUCCUUGAAUUCGCCGUUCCCCAGAAAUUGGCGAGAAUCGAACAAGCUUUUCGAAGUUAAUGAAUGAACUAAUUUAAGCUUUGCGCAAAGGGUUGGUGGUGUGCAAUUUAUAGUAAGAUAUUUCAUCGGAUUUUCAUAUUUUCACUCACCUUCAUCUUCAGAAACGACUCCCAGCCGAUUAACAAUUGGCAAUAUAUCGCAAUUGAAGAUCGUUAUGGUAUUAAGUUAACCAGGUCGACUUUAAAAGCAUUGUUUGCUCACAAAAAAAAAAAAAAGAAAGAAAGAAAAGAAAUAUGCCAGCGCUCUGGACUUUUGUUCCCUUCUCAUUACGUUUUUUCCUCUGCAACCGUUAUAAAUAAUAUAAAUGCUACGUGUUAAUCAUUACACCGUACAUCCAUCAACUACGGCAGUUCCGAUUGUUUUCGACUAAACAUAUUAUAUCCAACUCUCGUUUACUCUCUAUUCAGGUCUGAGACUUGACGCAAGGAUAAAAUGUCACUUAAUGAAAACCCCAACGUGUUCCAAACUAUAACUUCGGCUGACGAUCCCAUAAACUACCAAGGAAAUAAUGUUGAUGGUAACUGUGAGUCAUCCUACGACGAGGAAACAAACGUUAUAGAUUCAGGAGAACGUGACACUAUGCCAAUGUGGAAGGCAGCAGCUAACUUUAUCUGUGACGUAGAAGGAACAGGUCUUCUGAGUUUACCCUUCGCAGUUUUGAAUGGCGGAGUUGCUGCAUUGGCAGCAUUGGUUAUUGUUCCCGUGAUAUGCUGCUACACAGGUACGAUCAUGAUACAAUGUUUGUAUGGAGACAGCUCUACACCCGGUGGACGGAAACCACGUCUGCGAUCAAGUAUUGAGGAAUUAGGGGAAGCUUGCUGGCCUGGAAUUGGAAGAAAGGUUGUUCUAGCACUGCAAAACACCGAGUUACUUAUGCUGUCAGCCUCGUACCUUGUCCUUUGUGCAACAUUCCUAGAUUACGCAUUCCUUACCCUGCCAUUUACAAAGAUCCUGUGGAGCUGCAUUGGUGCAGCUGUGGUACUUCCCACAGUGUUUCUUAAGAGCCUCUCAAACGUAGCUUGGUUGAGCUUAAUUGGUAUCCUGUCCGUAUUAGUUCCAGUGGGUUCUGUCAUGUGGUAUGGUAUCAGCCACAGCUCUGGUUGGCAACUAAGCUCGAUUCCACUUUGGAAACCGGAAGGGAUUCCUGUAGCAUUUGGGAUUGUUUUAUUCAGCAAUGCGGCCCACAGCAUUCUUCCACGGCUGGAAGGAGAUAUGGCGAAUAAGGGGAUGUUUAGAGUCAUGCUAAGCAUUUCAUACAUAUUUAUAACUUGCCUUAAGAUUACAUUUUCCCUCUGCGCGUUUCUGUCAUUUACGACCGAUACGAAGGACCUUGCUACAAACAACCUUCCCCCAGGUGUGGUUUAUUACAUUUCAUGUGUGUUUCUUGGAGUAAACGUGUUGGCGUCUUAUCCAUUUCCCAUUCUUAUCGUUGUGAGGUCCAUUGAAGAUGCUCUGUCGCCAGAUUGUUUUUUGGAUAGACUGCCAAUGGCUGUUCGGUUUGUUUGUGUUCGAGUGUCUUUGGUGCUUCUUACUUUGGGCGCUGCGGCGCUAAUUCCACACUUUGCAUUGAUGCUGGCUUUUGUUGGCAGCUUGACUUCUUCCACAACGUGCUUUGUUUUGCCUUGCUUGUUUCAUCUGAGAUUUAAACAUGGCGAGUUACGUUUCUAUCAAAAAAUCCUGGAUUAUUUCAUCAUUUCGUUUGGAUUAGCUGCUGCAGGGUUCGGCAUUGUUUUCUCUGGAAAAGCUCUGGUAAAAGCUUAUGAAAAAACGUAAAUAAAAUUUUCACGAAUGGUACGAAGACUAUACCUAUGUAAGAAAUAGACUAAUUUCGAUAUAUUAAAAUUCAGUCUAAAACGAU
Messenger RNA from Orbicella faveolata, 3381 nucleotides. Its product is annotated as vesicular inhibitory amino acid transporter-like. NCBI's taxonomy places the organism in Eukaryota, Metazoa, Cnidaria, Anthozoa, Scleractinia, Merulinidae. Gene Ontology annotation, molecular function: L-amino acid transmembrane transporter activity. The record is from RefSeq and is a predicted model, not a curated record. Gene Ontology annotation, cellular component: vacuolar membrane. Gene Ontology annotation, biological process: amino acid transmembrane transport.